This is a messenger RNA of Trematosphaeria pertusa, 1337 nucleotides long. RefSeq lists its product as uncharacterized. The record is from RefSeq and is a predicted model, not a curated record. NCBI's taxonomy places the organism in Eukaryota, Fungi, Ascomycota, Dothideomycetes, Pleosporales, Trematosphaeriaceae. The transcript has 2 exons. Bases 269 to 1093 code for a protein of 274 amino acids.
CGCCGAAUGGGGUGACGCGAUUUCUCGCAGAGCCGCACCAUGUCGCGUCUAACGGAGGGGAGGUGGAGUGCAGCGGUGCGGCGCGUGCGGAUAUAAAGAAAUCGCGUCUGUCGCAGGCCCUGACGCGUGAAGGAUCGGUCGACGACUGAAACGGAGCGACGGAAACGAAACGGUCGACUCGCGGGCGCUAGAUCCUGACCCCAAGCAACGCCCUCCCGUUGACAACAUCAUCGACGACGACGCGCGAGGAAGGUCGCGCCGCUCCGCCAUGAUGGACCCUGCCAACCCCGCCAGCGCAUCGCUCGCCGCCAUCCUCGAAAAUUCCGUAACACGCCCUCAGCUGGGCGAAUGGCUGGAGUCUCCCACCAGGGAUAUUGCCGCCCGCCUCGUGCACUUCGCUUCUUCUCCUGACGGCCCGGGGCCGGCUUCCUACAGCGCGAGCCCGCCGUAUUCGCGGUCGGUUCAGUCCGUUCGGUCGAGUUCCUCCAUGGCUCCCGCCUACAUACAUCAGUCAAAUGCCUCUACCCACCCGCCGUCGCUCCACCACUCCGAAGCCACGCCCACCGAGACGUCCAUCAGCACCGGCCUCGCCAGCCGCUUCUCCGGCGUCCCACUGCUCGAGGAGGUCAAUGGCGUGCUCGAACGACGCCCGAACCAGUACAGAGCCCCCGUGUACGAAUGCGCCUUCUGGUUCCUGAGCUGCACCUAUAUAUCGCGCGACGAGGAGGAGUGGAAGACCCACUGCCUCAGUCAUUUCCGCGGCGAGGAACCGCCCAGAUCGGUGCAAUGCCCGCUGUGCGAGUUCCACACCACGUGUGACGACGGAUGGACUGCGUGGAACGUGAGAAUGGAUCAUAUCGCGUAUUGGCACACCAUGGUCGGCGAGACACUCAAGACGAGCCGGCCCGACUUCCAUCUCUUCCAGCACCUCUGGCAGAAACGGCUUAUCGACGAGCAGGACCUGAAGGAGCUGAAGGGAGGAAACCAUAACCUGACGCGACCGCCGACCAACUAUACCGUUACGAAUGGCCGCCGUGAACGAGAUGGGCGGCGCCAGAGGAGCCAGCACGUCGGAGGUAGGCGGGGCUGGUGAACAUGUACUCACCUCGAUGUCUCCCACUGAAACACCGGGAGCGGUACAUGACCUCCCAUAUGCGGCCCUGCGGCGAUGGCACGAUGUUGCAUUCUUCCCCUCGCUGACCGGUGAACCGAAAUCGGCCUCCCCACUCCUUCAUGCCGGCUGGCUUCCUGCAUGCAAUACGACGCCGCCCUAUCCGCUUCUAUAACGUGGCCAUUGCACUUCCCUCCCCUUCUCCGACUGCAUGUUUCCCUGCACC